This is a messenger RNA of Pistacia vera, 844 nucleotides long. Its product is annotated as ethylene-responsive transcription factor ERF003-like. The coding region runs from base 58 to 639 and encodes 193 amino acids. The transcript has 2 exons. The record is from RefSeq and is a predicted model, not a curated record. Gene Ontology annotation, molecular function: DNA binding; DNA-binding transcription factor activity. Gene Ontology annotation, biological process: regulation of DNA-templated transcription. NCBI's taxonomy places the organism in Eukaryota, Viridiplantae, Streptophyta, Magnoliopsida, Sapindales, Anacardiaceae.
UCUCACUCAGGCAUUCUCGCAAACACUUUUCUCAAGAAACGUUUCGCUUUCACUAACAUGGCCAGACCUCAACAGCGUUACAGAGGUGUUAGACAAAGGCAUUGGGGCUCUUGGGUAUCUGAAAUUCGUCACCCACUGUUGAAGACUAGAAUUUGGCUAGGCACUUUCGAAACGGCUGAAGACGCUGCAAGAGCGUAUGAUGAAGCAGCAAGGCUGAUGUGUGGACCAAGGGCUAGAACCAACUUCCAAUACAACCCAAAUGCGCCUCAAUCUUCAUCAUCUAAACUUCUCUCAGCAACUUUGACUGCUAAACUUCAUAGGUGCUACAUGGCCUCUCUUCAAAUGACCAAAUCAUCACCAAAUGAGCCUCAAAAAGCACCAGUUUCACACGUUAUCAAAACUAAUGACAUUGCUGGGAGAGGCAGUGAAGUGGGGUCACGGUUGCUAGAGAAGAGCCCAUUAUCAGUGCAAGAGAGUAGUGAGUCAAGUGAGCCAAACUGGUUUGUGAAGAAAGUUCAAGUUGAAAGUAGCCAGCAGUUCAAGCCUCUCGAAGAUGAUCACAUUGAGCAAAUGAUUCAGGAACUUCUUGACUAUGGAUCUGUAGAGUUAUGUUCUGUUGUGCCACCUCAGUCUCUCUAAUGUAGACCAUUAAAAGCUCAGUUACCCACUUAUGGUUCCAUUUCUGCUAAUUAAUGUCAACUCAUUUGCUAAUUUGACCCUUUUUUUCUUAGCCUUUUUAGAGUCGUAAUGGGCUGCUACCAGUUAGACCAUCUCCGGUUGCUAGAAUUGUCUCCUAAGUGACCUCUUGAAGAUGCUUAUGUACAGUACAUUUAUGUUAUAAUAU